GGUUCGUCUGUUUCGUCUGCUCACUGCACGCAUUCCUUGAGCGGAGUAUGCUCCUGAUACGAUACGCUUGAUGGCGGAAAGCUCAAGCGGCUUCGCUGCUGACUGCUGAGUCCAAGGGACCAUGCUGUACAAAAACUCGUUUAUCCUUACGACAUGCCCCUCUGUAUAACUCCACCACGAUUUGGUGGAUCUCUACUUACGCGAACAACUUCCCCCGACAUGCCCCCGCUCGCCUCCGUCCGUGCGUCGAACGCGAACUUCUCGCCAGCCUCGCCUCCAGUUGCGAUCUUCCUCGGCGGGACGUCCGGCAUCGGACGCGGCACCGCACAAGCCUUCGCCAGACAUACCAACGGCAACGCGCACAUCAUUCUCUACGAGUUCGUGGAAUGCGACGCGAGCCUGAUGCGGAACGUCGCCGCGACGACGUCCAGCCUCCGCUCACGGCUCACGAAAGUGAAUUACGUCGUGCUGACGUGCGGCGCGCUCCCGAACGCGUGGCAGGUCCUGCGGGGCGCGCGGGCGCCAACGGCGGAGGGGAUCCCAGACGCGCUGCUCGCGGUAGCGUACUACGCGCGCGCGAAGUUCGCGCUCGACCUCCUGCCACUUCUCCGAGCAGCGCGCGAGGCGGGGGAGGACGCGUCUUUGCUGAACGUGCUCGCAGCUGGGCGCGGCGGGCCUGUCGAUUUGGACGACUUGGGCUUCCAGAAGCCGUGGAGUGUGAGGACACUGCGGCCGACAGUGAUCACAUACACGGACGUGAUGGUCGAGAGCCUAGCAGCCCUCGCUCCCGGCGUGACCUUCACGCACAUCUUCCCUGGGCUCGUGAGCACGCCACUGCUCCCGGGCUGGGCACGGCCCCUCGCGGACGUGUUGUGCACGUCGAUCGACGACUGCGGCGAGUACAUGCUCUACGCGGUGCUCGACGGCGGAGGAGGGGUGAGGCGAAAGGGCCCGCGCGGCGACGACAUCGGGAUGGUGGGUUAUUAUGGUGGAGUGGAGGUCCGUGAGCGCGUAUGGGCGCAUACGAUGGAGGUGAUCAGCCGUGCGUUGGUGACUACUGGGGAUAGCGGGUGGUUCGAUGGCUGAGGUUUGCAUGGCUGGACUCCCUGCCGACAAUGCAAUGUUAAUUUAUGCUGGACUAGGCGUACGGAUCGAUGACUGGGCCGCCGAAGUGUACUGCUUCUUGGUCGCGCAUGUCCGUAUGGGAAUGGGAAUGCGCAGGUUUGAGCUCGUGUACUCGAUGGGCUACUGUUUCGCGAAGCCGAAACCCCUUCAGCGCCAAUCGAAUGCAUCGUCCGCAUACUGAAGUCGGGGUUCGCGAU
Messenger RNA from Fomitopsis serialis, 1322 nucleotides. RefSeq lists its product as uncharacterized. The transcript has 4 exons. The record is from RefSeq and is a predicted model, not a curated record. Lineage: Eukaryota; Fungi; Basidiomycota; Agaricomycetes; Polyporales; Fomitopsidaceae. Gene Ontology annotation, biological process: secondary metabolic process. The coding region runs from base 154 to 1086 and encodes 310 amino acids.